AGCUCAGUAUUGCUUUGCCACAUGAUGUUGCAGCAACAGCGGCAGCAGCAGCAGCCAUUGCGCAGAAAUCUCUGCCUGCAUUUGCUGGCGCUUGGACACUUGGGCUAUGCCACUUACUAUGACUACAAGUACGCGCAGCUGCCGCUGCUGGCGGUGGAGCUGCGACUGGAGCCGACGAUGGGCUACAAAUUCAAUUAUCUCACCUUUCUGAAUGGACUGCUGCAGUCGAGCUAUUACCUGCUGGCUGUGGCUUGUGAUUUGCUGCCGGCGCGUGCGUUGAGCCGCUGGCGUGACUUUUUGCUGGCGAGCUUGGUGGUGCCGCUGGCUUUGACGGUGAGCAUAACCUUUUGGCUGCUGUAUGCGCUGCCCAGCUACGUCAUCUAUCCGCAGCUGCUGCAGCAGAUCUAUCCACGCUGGCUGAACCACUCGCUGCACAGCUUUGUAGUGCUCUAUGCGCUGCUCGAGCUCUGCCUGACGCCGCAUCGUUAUCCGCGACGCCGCGAAGGAUUCAUGUGCCUGGGCUUAAGCCUGGCGGGCUAUUUGCUGUGGCUGCAUGUGGUGCAUCACCACACACACAUCUGGGCCUAUCCCUUUCUCCACGCAUUCAGCACGCCACUGCUCUACUGCUUCUUUGCUUUUAUUGUGGGCGCCGCCUUUGGCUACUAUGCGCUGGGCGAGCUGCUGAGUGCUGCGGCCUGGCCAACUGACGAGUUGGCUGAUUGGAAAUAAAAGUCGUAAUAAAGCAAUUUGCCUAAACUGAAAUUUGCAUAGAAAUGCGGCGACUGCCAGCGGAAAUCGUUGGCAAUAAUAAUGACAAUUGACUUGUCAAAAGGUUGCAAAUGCUCACCCAAAAAAAAAAAAAAGAAAAGAACUUAACUCAGCUCAGCUCUCAAGUCAAGGCGAGCUCAAGGGUUGCCCUCAGGUCCGCACCACAGGCCGCCGCCGCCGCCGUCCGUUGUCGCUGCUUUGUGGUCGGCGAAGCGUGGAAUUAACUCAAAUCGAUUCGCUGCACUCGUUGCAAGGGCUGAUAACUGAAUCGAUGACUGAGCGAUAG
Messenger RNA from Drosophila busckii, 1054 nucleotides. Its product is annotated as androgen-induced gene 1 protein. The record is from RefSeq and is a predicted model, not a curated record. The coding region runs from base 22 to 729 and encodes 235 amino acids. Gene Ontology annotation, cellular component: endomembrane system; membrane. The transcript has a single exon. Lineage: Eukaryota; Metazoa; Arthropoda; Insecta; Diptera; Drosophilidae.